Molecule: messenger RNA, 537 nt
Organism: Mollisia scopiformis
Lineage: Eukaryota; Fungi; Ascomycota; Leotiomycetes; Helotiales; Mollisiaceae
Exons: 1
Coding region: 1-537 (178 amino acids)
Source: RefSeq, a predicted model, not a curated record
AUGGACUACCAGAAAAAGGGAUCCGGACUGCUCCACAUCAUUCCCUAUAAGGUCACCCAAGAAAACCAUGCACACCCACGCAAAGAGCUUUCGAGCACAUCACUAGAAUUCAAGAAUACGGAGCUUAAAGAAAGUGAAUUCGUUAUAUCACUCAUGACGCCUCCCAAGAAGAUUCAAUACCUUCACUACCGUUGUACCAUCACAGACUGUGGUCAAGAAUUCAAGAAUCACGACGAUCUAACCACACACCUCAUCGAACUGCAUUGGAACAUCGACCUCUCGAUGGCUCCUGUCCGUCGAAACUCAGGAGACAGUGCUGGCUCAAGCGUUACGAUGGAUUCCAACACGUCGGUCACUACGGCUGAAGUCAAGUCAGUCACAGGCAAGGAAGCCGAACCGACCUCGUCGCCAGUUCAAGAGGAAGAGGUUGUCGUUGGAAAGAUGGCCGAGGUGAGACCAGCUUCGAAGAGACGGGCUUCGAAGAUGAGUCGAAAUGCUGUGGCGAAUCCGGGUGCGAGUGAUUGGAGGAGUCAUUGA